AUAUUAAAAUAUUAUUAUGUAAAUGAUUGCACUAAGAGAGAUGGUAAGGCAUCUUUGGCCAAGUCAAAGAAAACUUAAUUUAAUUGCUAAACUCCAUAUGGCUUUGGUUGACAUGAAGCUCAAAUUAAAAACAACAAAGAAAUAAGAACAAGUACUAAGACCAUUUCAAAGGUUCACUUUCAUUUAAAGGGAUCUUCAUAUAAAUAUACACUCAAACACAACCAACACAACCACAACACCUAAAUCUCCAACAACAUCUUCAAACAUAAAUUAAAGUUACAAAUAAAUAAACAAACAAAAACACUAAAAGAAAAGAGAUAUGGGAAGGAAGAGAAAAGCAACUACAAGUGAAGGAGUGGAAGACAAAAGCUCUAGUGAGGAAACUAUGGCUUGGGAUGAGAUGGUGAAGGAAGCUGCUGCACUAGGAGGAGGAGCUGCUAGAAGAGCUCGAAAGCGCUUUGUUGGUGUUCGACAAAGACCAUCAGGGAGAUGGGUGGCUGAGAUUAAGGACACCAUACAAAAGAUAAGGGUGUGGUUAGGCACAUUUGAUACUGCUGAGGAAGCUGCAAGAGCCUAUGAUGAGGCUGCUUGCUUGCUUCGCGGGGCCAAUACUCGAACAAACUUCUGGCCUUGUUCUUCCUCAUCUUCUUCAUCUCCAGCUCUUCCUUCUAAGAUCACAAACCUUCUUCUCCAAAGACUCAAAGCAAGAAACAACAUCACCAACAACAACACUAACAACAAUAACAACAGCAGCAACAAUAACACUUUAGUCUCUUCUUCUUGUUUUGUGCCUAUAAUCAACAACAACUAUCAACAACAAAAUCAACAGCAAAUUGAUGAUCAUCAUGAGGAACCAAUGGAUUUCUCAGAUACCCAAUUCACUGAUUUUCUCAAUGACACUGAAGAUUAUUACAUCACAACCAAUAAUAACAAUAACAUUAGCUCAGCCACCAUUGACUACAUGACAUCAAGUUUUGAGUCAUGUUUAACUGAUCACCAAAGGGAAGAUUGCAGUGAAAGAGAGCAUGAUGAGACAGGACAGACUUCGAGUGGCGAAGAAGAAGAAGAAGAAGAUGGAGAGGAACAUGGAACUUGUUACCAUGAACUUAGUGCCUUGGAUUUCCAAUUUAUGAAUGAUAAAGCUUGUAACUAUUCUCCUUUUGAGAUUGCUGAGGUGAUAGAGGAGCCAAUGGAUCAAGAAGCUGCAGAGACUUUUUCGGAUGAGCCUUCAAUGCUUAGAGAGGCCAUGAAGAGAAUGAAAUAUGAGAGGAAAUUCUCUGCUUCUCUCUAUGCCUUUAAUGGAAUACCAGAGUGUUUAAAGUUAAAGAUUGGAGCAAUGUCUGAUUCUGAUCAACUAAGGAGCCUUAAAAAUGCUUGUAACAAAAACAAAGAAGAGAUUAUUAUGAGCAAGGAUGAAGAAGAACAUGUACAAGUAAUGAUGGAGAAGAAAGAAGAUCAUGAUCAUGAAGAACUAGAGGGCUCAAAUAUUAUUAUUGACUCUGAUUUUAGUGAUGAUGGUGAGCUCAUGUCACUUUGGACCUCACUUGAUCUUCCACCUAUCUGUUUUGUCAACUAGUAAUCAUUCAAUUUCACCUUUGACAUCUUCAUUCCAUUAUUCCAUUCAAAUUAAGGCUUUACAAUACAAUUCAAGAUUAUUUCUGCAACAUGAUCUUUCUUUCUUAUAUAUGCUAAGCAAAUAAGAAAAAUGUACACUUUUUUUCUUUUAGAAACUUUAUUUACGAUACAGCUUAAUGAAAUUACUUGUUCUUU
This is a messenger RNA of Cannabis sativa, 1770 nucleotides long. Its product is annotated as ethylene-responsive transcription factor ERN2-like. Gene Ontology annotation, biological process: regulation of DNA-templated transcription. Gene Ontology annotation, molecular function: DNA-binding transcription factor activity; DNA binding. The record is from RefSeq and is a predicted model, not a curated record. The transcript has a single exon. The coding region runs from base 320 to 1576 and encodes 418 amino acids. NCBI's taxonomy places the organism in Eukaryota, Viridiplantae, Streptophyta, Magnoliopsida, Rosales, Cannabaceae.